This is a messenger RNA of Nannospalax galili (Upper Galilee mountains blind mole rat), 1738 nucleotides long. It is a transcript of the gene Fbxl6, whose product is annotated as F-box and leucine rich repeat protein 6. Gene Ontology annotation, molecular function: protein binding. Gene Ontology annotation, cellular component: SCF ubiquitin ligase complex. Gene Ontology annotation, biological process: SCF-dependent proteasomal ubiquitin-dependent protein catabolic process. The coding region runs from base 46 to 1641 and encodes 531 amino acids. The transcript is spliced from 9 exons. The record is from RefSeq and is a predicted model, not a curated record. NCBI's taxonomy places the organism in Eukaryota, Metazoa, Chordata, Mammalia, Rodentia, Spalacidae.
CCUAUCUGCGGGUCUGGCUUCCGCUCCUGGGGGCGGUGCGCCGCUAUGGCAGCUGCUUCCGCCGCCCGCCGAUCCCGGCGCCGAGCCCGAGGCUCCACGCGAGCUCGCAUGCGGGCCCGCUCGGCCGAGAACUGGUGGUGGGACCGGCUGGCUCCCCGCGGCUCUGGGUUCCACCUGCUGCAGGCUGACAGCAUGCUGCUCGUGCUGCCGGGCCUGGAGCCCACGCGUGCCCGUGCUCACAGGCGCAUCGCCCGCCGUGCUGCUCGUCCAUCAGCUCGCACCACAGCGGCCGCCAAGCCUAGGACCAGACCCCGGCCUGAGCCGUCUGAACAGGGCCCCGACUCGGGCUGGGGAGACCGCAUUCCCUUAGAAGUCUUAGUGCAUAUUUUCGGGUUGCUGGUGGCGGCCGAUGGGCCCAUGCCGUUCCUAGGCAGGGCUGCGCGCGUUUGCCGCCGCUGGCAUGAGGCCACCUCCCACCCUGCGCUCUGGCAUACUGUGACCCUGUUGCCCCAACUCGUUGGUCGUUCUGCCAAGGGCAACCUUAAGGCAGAGAAGAAGCUCCUUGGUUCCCUGGAAUGGCUCAUGCCCAAUCGGUUCUCACAGCUCCAGAGGCUGACCCUCAUCCAUUGGAAGUCUCAGGUACACCCUGUGUUGAAGCUGGUUAGCGAGUCCUGUUCUCAACUCACCUUCCUCAAGCUUUCAGACUGCCACAAUGUGACUGCUGACACUCUGGUCAUGUUAGCCAAAGCAUGCUGCCAGCUCCACAGCCUAGACCUACAACAUUCCAUGGUGGAGUCCACAGCUGUGGUGAGCUUUUUGGAGGAGGCAGGUCCCCGAAUGCGCAAGCUGUGGCUGACCUACAGUUCCCAGACAACAGCCAUCUUGGGUGCACUGCUGGGCAGCUGCUGCCCCCAGCUCCAAGUCCUGGAGGUGAGCACUGGCAUGAACUGCAACAACACUCCCUUGCAGCUGCCUGUGGAGGCUCUACAAAAAGGUUGCCCCCGACUGCAGGUGCUACGGCUGCUGAAUCUGAUGUGGCUUCCUAAGCCUUGUGGACGAGGGGUGCCCCAGGGACCAGGCUUUCCCAGCCUUGAGGAGCUCUGCCUGGCUGGCUCCACCUGCAACUUUGUGAGCAAUGAGGUCCUGGGCCGCUUGCUCCAUUGCUCCCCCAACCUGCGCCUGCUGGAUCUUCGUGGCUGUGCCCGGAUCACGCCUGCUGGCUUGUGUGAUUUACCUUGUCAGGACCUGGAACAACUGUACCUGGGCCUGUAUGGCAUGUCUGAUCAACUGACUCUAGCUAAGGAGGGCAGCCCCCUGUUGACCCAGAAGUGGUAUCACACCCUGCGGGAACUGGACUUCAGUGGCCAAGGCUUCAGUGAAAAAGACCUGGAGCAGGCCCUAGCUGUUUUCUCAGGCACUCCUGGGGGUUUACACCCAGUCUUGUGCUCUCUCAACCUCAGGGGUACCCGAGUUACACCAAAUACAGUCAGCUCUCUGAUUAGCAGCUGCCCAGGACUGCUGUAUCUCAACCUGGAGUCCUGCCGUUGCCUUCCCAGAGGUCUGAAGCGAGCCUACCGAGGCCUGGAGGAAGUCCAGUGGUGUCUAGAGCAGCUGCUCACUAGUCCACUCUCCCUCAGCUAGUCUGCCUGACCCAGGCCCCUACUCCCCUUGCCCUACCCCUUUUUUCACUUUGUGAUGUUUGAGCUUUGUAUUCUGAUAAAAUAUUUUUAGGAGCUCU